This is a messenger RNA of Acaulospora morrowiae, 1740 nucleotides long. Lineage: Eukaryota; Fungi; Glomeromycota; Glomeromycetes; Diversisporales; Acaulosporaceae. The record is from the annotation of a GenBank genome assembly.
AUGCAUUCCAACGAUGAUAGCUCACUUGGCGAAAGUGACUCGCAAGCAAAUCAGAUAGAAUCAAAUGAGGAAGAGGCUUUGGAUGAGAGGAGCAAAAGGCGAAAAAAACUUGCAGCCUCGGCUACGGCAAAUUAUCAUGUCGGAACUCAUUUGAAGUGUAUAAAACCAACAGAAGAUAUUUUCAAUCCCGAAGAUCCGAAAAUUCGUGAGGACAUAAUUCGAAUGGUAAUUCAAUAUCUUUCUGACGAAGGUUAUACCGCUUCAAAAAUGACCAUUUACGAUGAAGCGAACGUGAAGUGGCACGAAAGAGAAGAGCGUGUUGUGGAACUCAAACGAUUAAAAAAAGCAGUACUUGAUGGCGAUUGGACUGAGGUCGAUAAGCUUUGUGUGAAACCCUUGGUUAAGAAUCAUAAGAGCUUCUUGUAUGCUGUUUACAAGCAACAAUAUCUCGAGCAUAUCGAGAAUCAGGAAAUCCAAAAGGCGUUCACUUUCCUGAAUAAAAGGUUGAAACCACUCGAGCAUCUUCAAAUGACUCCCAAUGAAUUUAAAGAUUUGUGUUACUUGUUGACAGCGAAAUCUGUACGCGACGCGCCAUCGUUCAGAAAUUGGGAAGGGAUUGGCCCUGCGAGAGAAAGAUUGGUUGAACAAUUCCAGAAUAUGCUUAAUUUUGAGAACACGGAUAAGGAUGGUUCCAUAUACGUACCUCCCAAUCGUCUCCUUGCACUGCUUCGUCAAGCCGUCGCUUAUCAAAUUGAAUUCUCACGAUAUCACCCCCGCGUAGCACCGCGGGUGAACACACUACUACAAGAUUACAGCAGCUUCGUCAUACCCAAUGCAACACAUGCGACACUGAUUGGGCAUCGUGGUAAUGUAAAGUGCGUCGAUUUUAUUGGGGAAGAAGGUCGUGAAAUUGUUAGUGGCUCCAGCGAUAAUACCCUAAGACUAUGGGAUACUGAAACUUCGAAAGAAAUCGGCAUUUUGAAAGGUCAUGAUUCUCGUAUUUGGGAUGUUUCCUCCAAUAAAAAUGGAACCAUCAUUUCUAGCGCAAGCGGCGACGGAACGGUUAAGUUAUGGGACAUAAAAGCAAACCAGAAUUCAUGUCUGUCUUCCUUGUCUGGACAUUCGGGUGAUGUUUAUACAGUCAAAUUCCAUCCCGGAGAUAAUAAUGUGGUUACAGGAGGUUACGACAAGAUCAUAAGACUCUAUGAUAUCUCAACUGGUCAAUUGGUAAAAAUGUUUACCGGUCACCAAUUGUCUGUAUCAAAAACUAUUUUCAAUCCUCUGGGUAAUUUGAUAAUCAGUGGUUCAAAGGAUCAUACAAUAAAAUUUUGGGAUAUUGUGUCGGGAUUAUGCAUAAAAACAAUAUCUUCUCAUUUAGGCGAAGUGACCUCGGUCGCGAUGAACUCUAAUGGUACUUAUUUAUUAAGCAGUUCAAAGGAUAAUUCCAAUAGAUUAUGGGAUGUGCGUCCUAUUAAAAGAUUGAAAGGGCACCAAAACACUUCAAAGAAUUUUAUUAGGGCCGGAUUCGUAAAUAAUUCUUUAAUUGUUGGCGGAUCCGAGGACGGUAUUGUAUAUAUUUGGGACCAAGAUACCGAAGAAGUUUUGCAGAAAUUAAGAGGUCACAACGGCAUGGUUUACGAUGCCAUCUGGAAUUCUAAGCAAUGCCUACUAGUUAGUUGUAGUGACGACAAAACGCUAAAAACUUGGUGGUACGAUGAAGACCUCCCGUUAGAAUUGUAA